AGUCAUUCAAGUUCAGGCACGAUGAACGGCAUUAUUCCCAAGAGCAAAACAAAAGGCACUGACUUCUGUGCAACUGGUGACUGGCAUUAUUAUAUAAUCCGCUCUGAUCUUGGCUGCUAUAUGAAGACAAGAAAUUUACAACAAGGUUUAGACAUCUCUAUUUUCAGUCUGCACCCUUCCUGCCAAAAUGGAGACCAUUACCUUGGUAGUGAUUCUGACUACUUUUACAUCAUCAAGGGCAAUGAGUACCGCAAAGUCAACAACCUGACGACAGACAGCAAUGCUAAAGUUUACACCCUUCAUCCCAACUGCCGGGGUGGAGACUACUACUUCUCAGCCUCUGGCUAUUUUUACAUUAUCUUCCAAAAAAAGGGCACUUAUCGAAGAACAACAGACAUGACAAAUGACUCAGAGAGUGUAGAAUGCAACCUGCAUCCCACCUGCAGAAACGGUCUCUAUUACUGGGGCGUAAAAGGCGAAAUCUCCUUCCUCAAGCCAGGCUCAAAGUGGGGAGUUGAGUUCUACACCGGUACCGACCUCAGCAAAGAUAACCCCAUUGGUGUCUAUUCUGUUCAUCCUGAUGUUCUUAACUUCCUCCCUGGUGGGCUGUCAGUAACUAUAGGCCCAUCCUUUGGCAUCUGGGAGAAUAUUAAAACUAUAUUUAAUGACAGAAAAUCACCAGUUACAUGGACAAAGAAAAUCAAUAAAAAGGUUGGAUACAAUAAGGAGCAGAUGACCCAGAUCACACACAACUGGAAGAUAGCUGCAUCAGUCUCGAAUGAAUCUGGAGACCUUGCAGGGUUAAUUGCGAAGUGUCAGUUCUCCUUUUCUGCAGAAUAUGGAGGUUCUCAUGUCAGCACUGAAAAUGAAAGCUGGAAUGAAAUGACUGAAGUGGAAGAACAACUCACAUUUGAGCUGAAGCCACAAGAGCGUUUAUAUCUGUGGCAGUACAGAAUGGGUCUUGGUAAAGAACAAGUGUUGUUCUGCCGUGAUUUAAAGAUUGACGAUGAUCCAAACCCUCCAACUGAAGUCCCGCUGCCACCUGCACAAUAAUGAAAACAUAUCAGGAUGCUUUAACUCCAAGGAUAAUCAAGUGCUUCAGUUAAAUGCCUUAAUUAUAACUUCUCUAGUAAUUAUUUAGAUAUCUUUAUGCAUUGCUUAAAAUGAGGCUGGAAUUGUUUAAUAUAGCAAAGAGAUUUUUCAGUUACAGUCAAUGUAACUACAAAUUACAACAAUAUUCAUUAUGGUGUUAUUGAAACUUUGUGUUUAUGAUUAAAAGAAACUGACAGAAUCCUACUUUAAUUUUCAUCAAAUGCAGAUCUUUCAAUAUGGUGGCUAAAUUGGGCUUUGGGGAAAGUUUUGCUAGAAAAAAAAUGGGGGCUUAAUGUAUAUUAUUGUAGAUGUAGUCAGACAUUUUCAUAUUGUAACCGAAGUCUACUGAAGUUUUUGAUUCACAAUUCAUAAAAAGCGCUGCAUUCUGUACUCAUUAUGCAUUUGGUGUAUACAAGCAGGUCCGGCUCCAGCUUUGAGAUGUAAGGUGGGCCAAGUGAAAUUCCUGGUGGGCCCAGAGUUUUAACAUUAUUUUAUUUUUUUCCCCAAACAAAACUUUAUUUUAUAACAAAAGAGGCAGGUCUUGAAAGGGAAUCUUUAUAUUUACAGGGCUCAAUUCAAAGGAGCUUUUCUACAGGUCAUUCUGGUUCAGAUUUUUACUUGCCCUGCAAAAAUUUUCACUGGCCCCACCACACACACAAAAUAUUUUUUUUUUAGUAUUUAAAGAAAUAUAAAGACAAGUAAACAGUCAGUAAUAAAAUAAGAACAAAUUACAAGCAAUAGCACCAAUAAAUACAAUCAGGGCAGGACUGAGGGGUCUGGGGCCCCUGGGCUUGAGAUUAUAUUUGGGCCCAACUUACAAAUGACCUCAACAAGAACAUCAUCAUAGAGUAGCAAAAAAUACACAAAAAUUAAACUACUUUGAGUUUCCUAGAACAAUACUCAACAUGCCUAGCCCAGUCAAAGUUUAGAGCUAAUAUUAAAUAGUUAUUAUAAUACAAUAAUAUACAGGACAUUCUCUCUCAUUUGAGAGAUCAAAACCCUGAAAUAACACUGAGUGAUAAAGCCAGAGAUGAACAGUUCUUUUAACUGUAUUGUCAUAUCUGUGUCCUCUUAUGUCACAUUCUUACAUUUAAUCAACCAAUCAAAUGAGAUCAGCUCAACAAAAUCCAUCUUUGUAUUUACACUUACUGUUUAAUGCAGCUCAGAUGCAGCAUGAAUGGAUUUACACUGCAAUUGCAUAAUCAGCAUUGGGUGUAAUGCGUUAAUAACUAAUUAAUUACUAUAAUAAAUUUUUGGUCAAAAAAAAGUUUAGAUUACUCUUCAUUUCUCUGUAAUUUAAUUAGUUACUUCUGAUGUCAUUCCAUUAAAUACUGUAUAGACUAUACAACAAUUUUAUAUAAAAGUGGAUUUAAAUUUAGUGGAAUUUUGCAUCUUAUGUUAAAAUGUAAUGUAACCUUCUCCCUUUAAAUACUUUUAUCUGUUUGUUCUGGGGUUUUUUGUUGUUGUUGUUGUUGUUUUUUUUAAUAAAAACAGAAUGUGUGUA
Ctenopharyngodon idella (grass carp) is the source of this 2596-nucleotide messenger RNA. RefSeq lists its product as uncharacterized. The record is from RefSeq and is a predicted model, not a curated record. Lineage: Eukaryota; Metazoa; Chordata; Actinopteri; Cypriniformes; Xenocyprididae. The transcript has 2 exons. The coding region runs from base 22 to 1053 and encodes 343 amino acids.